CGACAGCCCGCGGAGAAGGCGGUGUGGCCUGAAGUCCGGGGGUGUGGGGCUGCGCACCUUACCCCUGGCCCCUGCCCUGGGCUUCUUGGUAUUCCCACGCGGAGAUAAGGCUCGGGAACUUCGAUCGCCCCCCACUCCACACCGGGACGGCCUCUCCGGUCCUCUCCUUCCCCGUCAUCUAGCCCUCGUUCCCUCAUUUCAUCCUUUCCAGUGCCCACAACUCUUUAAGGCUGGAGGUUCUCGAGCGUUUGCUGCCCAGGACUCCCCCACCUCCUCCCACCCUCAUGGAGUCCGAGAUGCUGCAGUCGCCUCUUCUCGGGCUUGGGGAGGAGGACGAGUCCGACCUGACCGACUGGAACCUGCCUUUGACUUUCAUGAAGAAGAGGCACUGCGAGAAGAUUGAAGGCUCCAAAUCCUUGGCCCAGAGUUGGAGGAUGAAGGACCGGAUGAAGACGGUUAGCGUUGCCUUAGUUUUGUGCCUAAAUGUAGGUGUGGAUCCUCCGGAUGUGGUGAAGACAACUCCCUGUGCCCGUUUAGAGUGCUGGAUUGAUCCUUUGUCAAUGGGUCCUCAAAAAGCUUUGGAAACUAUUGGUGCAAAUUUACAGAAACAGUAUGAAAAUUGGCAGCCAAGGGCCCGCUAUAAACAAAGUCUUGAUCCGACAGUGGAUGAAGUCAAGAAGCUUUGCACAUCCUUGCGCCGAAAUGCCAAGGAAGAACGGGUUCUCUUCCACUACAAUGGGCAUGGUGUACCAAGGCCCACAGUGAAUGGAGAAAUCUGGGUCUUCAACAAGAACUAUACUCAAUAUAUUCCACUGUCCAUAUAUGAUCUGCAGACUUGGAUGGGCAGCCCUUCCAUUUUCGUCUAUGAUUGCUCUAAUGCUGGCCUUAUUGUCAAGUCCUUCAAACAGUUUGCACUACAAAGGGAGCAAGAGUUAGAGGUAGCUGCAAUUAACCCAAGUCAUCCACUUGCCCAGAUGCCUUUGCCCCCAUCAAUGAAAAACUGCAUUCAACUAGCAGCAUGUGAAGCUAAUGAACUACUACCUAUGAUACCUGACCUUCCGGCUGACCUUUUCACAUCAUGCCUUACAACACCUAUCAAAAUUGCGCUCAGAUGGUUUUGCAUGCAGAAGUGUGUCAGUCUGGUGCCUGGAGUCACACUGGAUUUGAUAGAGAAGAUUCCUGGCAGGCUCAAUGACAGGAGGACUCCUUUGGGAGAACUGAAUUGGAUCUUCACUGCAAUCACAGAUACCAUUGCUUGGAAUGUGCUGCCCAGGGAUCUCUUCCAAAAGCUUUUCAGACAGGACCUCUUGGUGGCAAGUCUGUUUCGUAACUUUCUGUUGGCAGAAAGGAUCAUGAGAUCAUAUAACUGUACCCCAGUCAGCAGUCCACGCCUACCUCCUACCUAUAUGCAUGCAAUGUGGCAAGCUUGGGACCUAGCAGUUGAUAUUUGCCUCUCCCAAUUGCCAACCAUUAUAGAGGAAGGAACUGCAUUUAGGCAUAGUCCAUUCUUUGCUGAGCAAUUGACUGCAUUCCAGGUGUGGCUCACAAUGGGAGUAGAGAACAGGAACCCACCAGAACAACUUCCUAUAGUCUUGCAGGUGCUGUUAAGCCAAGUUCAUCGGUUGAGAGCUCUCGACUUACUGGGAAGGUUUUUAGACUUGGGCCCCUGGGCAGUGAGCCUGGCCCUGUCAGUUGGCAUCUUCCCUUAUGUUCUGAAACUGCUCCAGAGCUCAGCCAGAGAGCUGAGGCCACUUCUUGUUUUCAUAUGGGCCAAAAUUCUAGCUGUGGACAGUUCAUGCCAAGCUGAUCUCGUGAAGGACAACGGUCACAAAUAUUUCCUUUCUGUCUUGGCGGACCCUUACAUGCCAGCUGAACAUAGGACCAUGACAGCUUUCAUUCUGGCUGUGAUUGUCAACAGCUAUAAUACAGGACAGGAAGCCUGUCUUCAAGGCAACCUGAUUGCCAUUUGUCUGGAGCAACUGAAUGACCCCCACCCUUUGUUGCGCCAAUGGGUAGCCAUCUGCCUAGGGCGGAUUUGGCAAAAUUUUGAUUCAGCAAGGUGGUGUGGUGUAAGGGACAGUGCCCAUGAGAAACUCUACAGUCUUCUCUCUGAUCCUAUUCCUGAGGUUCGUUGUGCUGCAGUCUUUGCCCUUGGCACUUUUGUGGGUAACUCUACAGAGAGGACUGAUCACUCUACUACAAUUGAUCACAAUGUGGCUAUGAUGUUAGCUCAACUUAUCAAUGAUGGAAGCCCUAUGGUCAGGAAGGAACUGGUGGUAGCUCUGAGUCAUCUUGUGGUUCAGUAUGAGAGCAAUUUCUGCACAGUAGCCUUGCAGUUCAUUGAAGAAGAAAAGAACUACCCUCUGCCUUCUCCAGCUGCCACAGAGGGGGGAAGUUUGACACCUGUGCGAGAUGGUCCAUGUACACCUAGACUUCGCUCAGUCAGCUCCUAUGGAAAUAUUAGAGCUGUUACCACAGCAAGAAGUUUGAACAAGUCGUUGCAGAAUCUGAGCUUGACAGAAGAAUCUGGAAGCUCUGUUGCAUUUUCCCCAGGCAAUCUCAGCACCAGUAGCAGUGCAAGCAGCACCUUGGGCAGCCCUGAAAACGAAGAGUACAUUCUUUCAUUUGAGACAAUCGAUAAGAUGAGAAGAGUCAGCUCUUAUUCCUCACUGAACUCACUCAUAGGAGUUUCCUUCAAUAGUGUUUACACACAAAUUUGGAGAGUCCUACUACAUUUGGCUGCUGACCCAUAUCCAGAUGUUUCAGAUUUGGCUAUGAAAGUGCUCAACAGCAUCGCCUAUAAGGCCACUGUCAAUGCCCGUCCUCAGCGCAUCCUUGACACUUCUUCUCUUACUCAGUCUGCCCCAGCUAGCCCUACUAACAAGGGCAUGCACAUUCACCAAGUAGGAGGCUCUCCUCCAACAUCAAGUACCAGCAGCUCCAGUCUGACCAAUGACGUGACUAAGCAGCCGGGCAGUCGGGACAUCCCAUCAGGCAGACCAGCUAAUGUGGGUCCCAUGGGUGUGCAGUAUACACCUCAUUCCCACCAGUUCCCCAGGACACGAAAGAUGUUUGACAAGGGUCCAGAUCAGACCACUGAUGAUGCAGAUGACACUGUUGGACACAAAAGUUUCAUUUCAGCCACAAUGCAGACAGGAUUCUGUGACUGGAGUGCCAAAUAUUUUGCCCAGCCAGUAAUGAAGAUCCCAGAAGAACACGACCUAGAGAGCCAAAUCCGAAAAGAGCGAGAGUGGCGAUUUCUACGAAACACACGUGUGAGAAAGCAAGCACAGCAGAUCAUCCAGAAGGGUAUUACAAGACUAGAUGAUCAGAUCUUCCUUAAUAGGAACCCUGGUGUUCCCUCAGUGGUCAAAUUCCACCCCUUCACCCCUUGCAUAGCUGUAGCUGAUAAAGACAGCAUUUGUUUUUGGGACUGGGAAAAAGGGGAGAAGUUGGACUACUUCCACAAUGGAAAUCCUCGCUACACUAGAGUCACUGCCAUGGAGUAUCUGAAUGGCCAGGACUGUUCGUUGCUACUGACAGCCACAGAUGACGGUGCCAUCAGGGUAUGGAAGAAUUUUGCAGAUGUGGAAAAGAACCCUGAGAUGGUGACUGCCUGGCAGGGGCUUUCAGACAUGUUACCAACAACAAGAGGAGCAGGUAUGGUAGUGGACUGGGAGCAAGAGACCGGCCUUCUCAUGACCUCAGGAGAUGUACGGAUUAUCCGAAUCUGGGACACAGAUAGAGAGAUGAAAGUGCAGGAUAUCCCCACGGGUGCAGACAGCUGUGUGACAAGCCUCUCCUGUGACUCUCACCGCUCACUCAUUGUGGCCGGCCUUGGCGAUGGUUCCAUUCGGGUCUAUGAUAGGAGAAUGGCACUCAGUGAAUGCCGAGUUAUGACCUACCGUGAGCAUACUGCCUGGGUGGUGAAAGCACACCUCCAGAAACAUCCCGAGGGCCACAUCAUGAGCGUCAGUGUCAAUGGAGAUGUACGUUUCUUCGACCCCCGAAUGCCCGAGUCUGUGAAUGCCCUCCAAAUAGUGAAAGGACUGACGGCCCUUGACAUUCACCCACAGGCGAAUUUGUUUGCAUGUGGCUCAAUGAAUCAGUUCACUGCUAUCUACAAUGGGAAUGGAGAGCUGAUCAACAACAUCAAAUACUAUGAUGGGUUUAUGGGACAAAGAGUCGGAGCCAUCAGCUGCUUGGCUUUCCACCCCCACUGGCCUCAUUUGGCGGUUGGAAGCAAUGACUACUACAUCUCGGUGUACUCCGUGGAGAAGCGCAUCAGAUAACAGGAGCCUGCAGCCUCCCCAGGGACGGGGAAGUCCUUCCCAGGCAGGGCUGUAUCUCUCCUGUCGUGUACAUAGUGAAAUGAUCGACUUGAAUGUUUAGUGUUGGCUGCUGCUGCAACCUGUAACUUGAACAUUUUUUUCCUCUGACUUAGCUACUGAUGAUUUGAGGAGAGACAGUUGCCUGCUUUCUUUUGUUUUUGCUAUAAUGUCUAGAAAGUACAGGAAAGGAAGGGGAUUUUUGUUCUUUUUGUUUUCGAUGGUUGCUUCUCUGCUAAGAACACAACUUCCGGGCUCAAAGGACUUGAACAAACCACACCUGUUUUGUUUUUGUUACCAUUUUGGUUGAGGUUUUUUGUUGUUGUGUUUGGGUUUUUUUAGGGUGGGGAGGGGGGAAGAUCCCAUUAGUUUUGUGUAUUUUUAUUUUGCCAGAAUACUAGCUAGCAAAUGGCUGAAAGACUGAAGUCCGGACUGGCCAGGGGCUCAUGUGCAGGGAAGAGCAAGCAUGCUCCCCAUCUGUCUCUGCAGACAGUAAUGCCUGCUUUGGCCACCGGUGGAUGGAGCCCCAGACACUGGGCAGUUGUGAUGAAGCGAAGCGAGAAUGAGCCAUCCAUGCAGCUUCUCCCCAUUUCUCUCCCUUCCUACACAGAGUCAGGAAUGUGCUCAGCUUACUGAGAAUGUUUGAGGGUAGGAGGUAGGAAAGACCAAGAAAAGAAUCGAGUGGAAGCUCCUACUUGAACUGUGCAUAUGAAUGGGAACCCCAAGCCAGGCAAUAUUAAUGUAAGGAAAUGGGGAUAAUGAGUGCUCAAAGGACUUCCCCUUGUUGGUAGGAGUGCCUGUGUGGGCACCAUGAGGGACAAGAUUGUUCACCUUCACCUUCUUUCUGUCAGCCCUAUUCUGACUCUGUUUUUUAAAUUGUUCUCCUUCCUCACACAAACAAAUCCCAUCAGCACAAGGUGCUUCGCUGGCUCUGGACAGAUGACAGAACCCUUUGGUUGUUAUAGCUGCUGCCUUAAACCAUCGGGUUUCAUUUCUUGCAGAAGUGCUAAUAUUCAGAUUACUGGCAGGCUCGGUAAUUAUAUACCCAGGAGCAUGCCUAUCAGCUUGCGUGCCCACAUGUGCAUGCUUAUGUGUACAAGAAUAGAAGAGCAACUGUACUCUUGAGUCACAGUGGGUCAAUGAUGGGUAAUUUUUUUCCAGGACAACACAUUCCCUUGUUCCUGGUCCUUUCCUCCCAUAUCCUGGUAUAACUAAGAUAAGCAUCUUGCAGUCUGUAAUGAAAAAGAAAUUUCCCUGGUGAUUGCUUUAGGGUAUGGGUGUGUAGGGAUAUAUGUAUAUGUGUGUAUGCGUGUAUGUGUAUGUGUUUUGUGUGAGUAGCCUGAGAGAAAGAGAUAUGGGAGAUAUAAAGAUAAUUUUUCCCCUGUUAGGUGCCAGAAGAAUGUAAUCUUAAGCAGUGUUUGAGAACAAAAAUGGCAUUUGCCAAACUUAACCACAAUGAUGAUAUUUUGAAAAACGUUAUUUUUUUUCCAUAUUUCUUUGGGUAUCACAAUUAUUCAUAGGCUAAUGUAGUGGCCUAAUUAAUUCUGCCAAUAAUGAGGCCAAUAAUAGUGGUAAAAAAAAAAGUGAUGAAAUAUUUUUGUUCUCUUUAUUAUGGAAGGCAGUUCAACCUCACCCGCAGGAUUCUGUCUGAUGGAGUUAUGACUCUGUUGUCAUGGGUAAAAUGCCAGGGAAAUUCCUUGUCUUAGGUUGCCCAUUGGUGAGUUGGCUGUGAGGGCUCUCCUGAGGAGAUGCAGGCCAAAUGAAUUGCCCCUUCUAGCCACUCUGUAAUAAAUAUGUACCUACUAAAAGAAAAGUCAUUGUAAGAUGUUGAUGCUGAAAUUCACGGUGAGGGAGACUGCCUCCCCACCCAGAAUCCCGGUUAUCCUCCUGACUAACUCCUUUGGCCUUCUAAAAGAAUGACUAGAUCAGCUUAGAUAAAAUCAUUUUGGUAGCAAGAAGGCCAUAGGGUUCCCCACGCACCUCCAUGGCUGGAAAAGAACAAUUAGCAAACUAUUGUGGAACUUUAUAUAAAUGUAGGUGAUUGAAUUAGCAGUAGCUGGUAGACUGUUGGCAGCCUGUGCAAAUGAUGUGUCUAUCAGGCUAAUAUGCUUGUCUUCAUUCAUUGUGUCCAUAUUUAGGAUUGAACCAACCAGCCUAUACUGAACUGGGAGGUUCAGAGAAGGUCCUGAGGAGGAUCCACCAUUAGGUGUUAAUACAGCUUCUAAUCUGCAAAUAACUGACUAACAAAGCUGAAACUCAAGAGAUUUUUAACCUAAUAUGCAUUUCUCUCUGCUCUGAGACAAAACCAUUACCUGGCAAAAUGUAGAUGGUACCAGACCGAGAAAAAAAGGUUUUUCUCCUCCUCCUGCCUGCAGUCUCUAACACUUUUCCAAGUUGGCACAGCCAGGAGUGACUAAGUAACUUUUACAGUUAGCUUUCAUCUAGUGUGUGAGUGCAUGUGUGUAUCUGUGUGUGUGUGUGUGUGUGUGUGUGUGUGCACGUGUGUAUGCGUGUGCACGUGGGCUGUAUUUUCAGAGGUUUGAUGCGAAAAUUCAAUCAUGAAGUUAACCAAGGCUCUAGAGAGCAUCCUACCUAAAGGUUCAUUUAUCUAUUUAUUUUACAAAAAUUAAAAUUAAAAAAGACUUUAAAAAAAACAUGGACUUGUAAUGUGAAAGUAAGCAAUGACAAAGAAUAAACUGUUAAUAAAAAAUAA
Molecule: messenger RNA, 7041 nt
Organism: Vombatus ursinus (common wombat)
Lineage: Eukaryota; Metazoa; Chordata; Mammalia; Diprotodontia; Vombatidae
Gene: RPTOR
Product: regulatory associated protein of MTOR complex 1
Exons: 34
Coding region: 285-4292 (1335 amino acids)
Biological process (GO): regulation of autophagy; TORC1 signaling; cellular response to amino acid stimulus
Cellular component (GO): cytoplasm; TORC1 complex
Molecular function (GO): protein binding; protein-macromolecule adaptor activity
Source: RefSeq, a predicted model, not a curated record